ACGGAAUGUUUCCUCUGAAAAUUCUGAAAAGUCACUGAAAAUUCCGUAAUCGGGUUGUUGUUUUUUUUUUUAAAUCCGUCAAACCCGAUCAAAAAUACUUUAUUUCGUUCACAGAAUGACACACCGUACAACAGUUCUUGUUGUGUUUAUCAUUUUAUGCGCCCUGAUGAAUUCCUAUUGUGCAAUGGACGGGUCAUCGCCCAUGGCAACCCAAUGCUCUGUGCUGUGAUUGGUGGAAAAAUGUAAUGCAGUCGAAGCUUAGUAGAAGAAUGGAGUAAACGCAUUACUGGUGUUGUAGAAUUUUACGAAGAUUUCUGUUCUUUUUUGCUUGUUUUUAACGUUAUGGCCGACGAAAAUGAGCUAUCAAACGCAUGCGAGUUUCUGAAAGAUCGACUGUACUUCGCCACUUUGCGAAACAAGCCUCGAAGCACCGUCUCUGUUCACUACUUUUGUGUAGAUGAUGAACUGGUUUAUGAGAAUUUCUACGCUGACUUCGGGCCCUUGAACCUCGCUAUGUUGUACCGCUACUGUUGUAAAUUAAACAAGAAGCUUAAGUCCUUCUCACUAGCAAAGAAGAAGAUUGUUCAUUACACCUCAUUUGACAGCAGGAAAAGAGCAAAUGCAGCAUACUUAAUAGCAGCAUAUUCUGUAAGUACAUGUAUCAUUCAAGGAAGUGUGAUGCUGUAUUUUUUUAAACUAAUGAUUGCUGGGUUUAUUAUAAAUUCUUAUCCCUUACACCUUGCAUGGCAAAAUGGAUUUUUUAACUUUGAUACUUUUGAUGUCGAAGAGUACGAACAUUAUGAGAGAGUUGAAAAUGGGGAUUUUAACUGGUUAUUACCAGAUAAAUUCUUGGCAUUCAGUGGACCUCAUAAUAAAAGUAGAGUUGAAAAUGGUUAUCCUUUGCAUGCACCAGAAGCCUACAUUCCGUACUUCAAAAAGCAUAACAUAACUUCAGUCGUUAGACUCAACAAGAAAUUUUAUGAUGCAAGGAGAUUCACAGAUCAUGGAAUAGAGCAUUUUGACUUGUUCUUUGUGGAUGGUACAGUGCCAAGUGAUAUGAUAGUCAGGUCAGUUUUGUUUUAAUUUAAUAUUAUUUUAUAUUAUUAU
This is a messenger RNA of Orbicella faveolata, 1107 nucleotides long. RefSeq names its product dual specificity protein phosphatase CDC14A-like. The record is from RefSeq and is a predicted model, not a curated record. Gene Ontology annotation, biological process: protein dephosphorylation. Lineage: Eukaryota; Metazoa; Cnidaria; Anthozoa; Scleractinia; Merulinidae.